Molecule: messenger RNA, 595 nt
Organism: Camelina sativa (false flax)
Lineage: Eukaryota; Viridiplantae; Streptophyta; Magnoliopsida; Brassicales; Brassicaceae
Source: RefSeq, a predicted model, not a curated record
UUUUGCAUGUAAAGAGACUUCACAACGACGAGCAAGGUCUCCGGAUACGCGGAAAACAGUGAAAAGAAACCAAAACUCAUAUUUUUCAAGAAGAAAUAUUGUUCGUAGUCUACAAUGGUGACUCUAAAAAUGGAGAUUUGCAUCGAGUUGGUGAAAUUGACCGUAGAUUUCGUCGCAGCCAUUGCAGAAUCAAUCAAAGUAGCUUUCCGCCACCACCGUCCUCCUCCGGUGAUUCAAUAUUCUUCGGGGGUAAAUAGUCGCCGGAGUAAUUACACCGCCGUUCCCAUUCCUCUUGUGGGGUUUCUGUAAUUAAUGUAUUCUUUCUCUUAUAUAUAUACAUGGUUCUUUUGUUUUUUGUUCAUCUUGUUCUAUUAUUAUUAGUACCGUACGUCAUGCCUCGAUCUAUCACGUUGUGCUUAAGACAAAAGUUAUGAUUUGUAUCGAAGAUCAAGAUGUGGUUUGUGUAUAAGUCAAAAAAGAUUCAUAAGAGUUUACGUGCACACCCGUGAAUAUAUAAAAAGCUUAGACGCUACCGAUCGUGUAUAUAUUUUCGUUUGUUUCAAUGUUUCAAAAAAGAUCAAUAAGAGUUUGGUUA